Messenger RNA from Betta splendens (Siamese fighting fish), 1956 nucleotides. RefSeq names its product transformer 2 alpha homolog (gene tra2a). Gene Ontology annotation, cellular component: spliceosomal complex. The coding region runs from base 137 to 1045 and encodes 302 amino acids. The record is from RefSeq and is a predicted model, not a curated record. The transcript is spliced from 9 exons. NCBI's taxonomy places the organism in Eukaryota, Metazoa, Chordata, Actinopteri, Anabantiformes, Osphronemidae. Gene Ontology annotation, biological process: positive regulation of mRNA splicing, via spliceosome. Gene Ontology annotation, molecular function: RNA binding.
CUCUGCGGUACAUAAACAUACCACCCACCUCACGCGCCAUCUUCCAGCUAAUAACCGACCAAAAAUAAAAUACGUCGCUCAGCUUGAUUGCAGCGUUAUUCUGCCAGGUACUUAUUUGUAUUAAAUAAGCGGAACGAUGAGUGACAUUGAGGAAGUAAACUAUGAAGGACGGGGGUCACGCUCCCCGUCUAAAUCGGAUCAUGGGAGUCCAGCUCGGCUGAAGUCGGAGAGCAGGUCCGGCUCCCCGAGCCCAUCAGGGGUCUCCAAACACUCUGAAUCCAGAUCCCACUCUCGGUCUAAAUCUAGGUCUCGUUCAAGGCGGCACUCAAACCGCCGCUGUAGCCAUUCACGCUCUCGAUCCUAUUCCCACCGGAGGAAGUCUCGCUCUCGGUCCUACAGUCCUGAAUAUCGUCGCAGGAGGAGCCAGAGCACUUCUCCUAUGUCAAACCGGCGUCGCCACGCUGGGAGCAGGAGCCAUGACUUCCCAAAAGAAGCAUACAGUCAUGGCGGUGAUGCUGAUGUUAGGGCAAACCCUGACCCAAGCACAUGUUUGGGGGUGUUUGGCUUGAGCCUGUACACUACAGAGCGAGACCUGAGGGAGGUGUUUUCUCGCUAUGGUCCUCUGGCUGGGGUCAAUGUGGUGUAUGACCAGCGCACGGGUCGCUCUCGUGGCUUUGCCUUCGUAUACUUUGAGAGGCUUGAAGAUUCCAAAGAGGCUAUGGAGCGAGCAAAUGGCAUGGAGCUGGAUGGAAGGCGCAUCAGAGUGGAUUACUCCAUUACCAAGCGUCCCCAUACUCCCACACCAGGAAUCUACAUGGGACGCCCAACACACAACGGUGGUGGAGGUGGCGGCGGUGGCAGCAGUAGGAGGGGAAGGGACUCGUACUAUGACCGUGGCUAUGACCGUGGCUAUGACCGCUAUGACAGAUAUGACAGAUAUGAGGAGUAUGACUACAGGUAUAGUCGCAGGCGCUCUCCAUCACCCUACUACAGUCGAUACAGGUCUCGUUCACGGUCUCGCUCCUACAGCCCACGACGAUAUUAAGUUGCUUCUUUCAACUGAUGUCUGACUCAUUAAUUGUGUUUUCUGAAGAACUCCUUUUGAAUCAGCAUGUCUAAAGCAACGGAACACUUUGCGACAACUAUUCAUUACAUGCAAUAGAUGUUUUUAAUUUUUAGGUGUUUUUGAUGAAUCCUUGUUUAGUGGGAGAAAAGAAUGGAGCACGAGUUGGUAUUUGUUCCUUCAUUCUUAGAUGUACAUCCCUCCUCUCUUUUCUGCAGCCAUUAAGCUUUUGUUAAACAAUGGUGAAGAUUUAUUGGGCUAUGAUGGGGGAAAAAAUUGUUUUAUUAAAUAAGUGUGACAACCGUGUCUAGUAAGCUAUUCUAAGAAUAAGACGAGAACAUCUCUGAAUGGUGCCAAGCACUAACAGUUUACUGGUAAGUAGUACAUGAAUAGGGGCUGUAAAAUCAGCUGUUAGGCCACAAUCAGUGUGUUAUUCUUUGCUUGCAGUCACUGUUUUGGUCAAAGAAGUAAUUCUUUGAGUUUCUCCAGACUUUUAUUAUUGUGUAUCCUAUUGUUUUUUGUUUCUUUGUAUGGAAAUACAACUCGAUGAAACCUCCAAACUUUCUAAGGUGUUUUUCUGCCUAAAUGUGCAUGAAGUUGAAGUUAAGCUUUUGGGUUGUAUAGGUGGGAGGUAAUACUGUAAGUUGAGUGGGUGAGGUGGGAAAACAAGCUGUGAGAUUUUCACAGAACAAGACUGGAGCCAAGAUGUGCAUGAUAAGUUUAUGUUCACACAAAUUUAAAGUUACUUUGUAAAAUGUACAAUGCAUUCUGUAAAAGUCCGCUUUUGUCUGAUUCAGGCUACAACAAAGGAAACAUGUAGGAGAUUCUGCCCAACUUUUUAUUGGGUGCCUUUUAUUGCAUAAGAUACAAAGGAAUAAAAAGAUGACUUCAUA